Molecule: messenger RNA, 894 nt
Organism: Parastagonospora nodorum SN15
Lineage: Eukaryota; Fungi; Ascomycota; Dothideomycetes; Pleosporales; Phaeosphaeriaceae
Exons: 4
Coding region: 1-894 (297 amino acids)
Source: RefSeq, a predicted model, not a curated record
AUGAAGUCACAGCACUCGUACGAACAGGUACACAUUUACGCGAUCUUCUAUCGCUUCAAAGCAAGUCUAACCAAUGAGGCAGAGGAGAAGGCUCAGCCUGUGAAGAAGGCGUUCCCUAAUAUCCGCAUCGUACUUGGUGACCUGGACAAUUCCAAGGUAUUGGAAGAAGAAUCCGCAAAGGCGGAUGUGGUCAUACAUGCAUCAGACCACGAAGGCGCAGCAAAGGCCAUUGCGAAAGGUCUUGCAUCGGGCCAUUCUAAGGAGAAGCCUGGAUUCUAUCUGCAUACCGGCGGGGCUGGUAUCCUCUGUUGGGAGACCAUGCGUGACGACAACAAGCUCGGCGAAUGGUCAGAGCGAGAGUACAACGACUGGACUGCAGUACAAGAUCUCACCGACUUACCAAAAGAUGCAUUCCACAAGAACGUUGACGAUCUUGUUCUUUCCUCGGGAUCCGAGGCGGCUUAUGAAUUGGCUCAUUUGGUCCUCACGGGCAAAUAUGUGCCUAUCAUCGGCCAGGGCAAAGCUCGCUGGAACAAUGUUCACGUAGCAGAUCUUGCGCAACUCUUUGUCUUGUUGACUGAAGCCGCGGUAAAUAACAACACUGACUCUGAGCUCUGGAAUGAGAAGGGUUACUAUCUCGUGGAGAACGGUGAGCAUCUCUGGGCAGACUUGGCUCGCUUGAUGGGCAAGAGGGCACACGAGCUGGGCCUUGUCGAUAAGAAGCUUGAGGAGAACAGUCUGGCGGGCUUCGAGGCUGUAAGCUGGGGCUUCAACAGUCGCGGCAAGGCCGUGAGGGCGAAGAAGGUGGUCGGCUGGGAGCCUAAGGCACCAAGCAUCGAAGACACUGUCGAUGAGAUCCUGAAGGAUGAGAAGAGCAGGUUGGACAAGAAUUAG